This is a messenger RNA of Serpula lacrymans var. lacrymans S7.9, 656 nucleotides long. RefSeq lists its product as uncharacterized. The record is from RefSeq and is a predicted model, not a curated record. Lineage: Eukaryota; Fungi; Basidiomycota; Agaricomycetes; Boletales; Serpulaceae. The transcript is spliced from 4 exons. Bases 50 to 412 code for a protein of 120 amino acids.
AACGAGAGUUGGACAAAGUUGUACACAUAUUGUAUAUAAGAACGGGCUGAUGAGCACCUUGACUCGUUAUCGGCUUUUGAAUGACCCAAAACCUCAUGUAGUGGGUAUUGCGUGGGUCGUAGAGUGUGUAGAGCAGAGAUCGCGCAUAGAUGAAGAAAAGUACAAGGUAGAUCUUGAUGGUAUUAACGUGGCUGGUACGAACAAGCGCCGACGAUCCAUGUUGCCAAAACACAUGUCCCCUAUGGAAGACGACUUCGGUCGAGCUCCAGCUUCCUCUGAACAAGACAGAGACGAUGGUGACCAAGCAGACCUAUCGAUGGAAAGCACCUCACCUUCGAUGCCUCUGAAGGAUAAUGAUUUAGCACCACUGGAGAAGGCUAGGAGAAGGAGCAUGUUCAUGGGUCGACCAUAAUCGAUCCUUAUUCUUCUUGAUAUCGCGUCAAUUGCUUUUCCUCGAACUUGAAGGAUGUUGUUUCUCUUUGCUAAUUUUUGUGCUUCUCUGAUGUCAUCGUCCUUAUACCUUCCCUUGGAAGGAUAUUGUUACAACCUAGAGGGCGCUUGAUAUAUUUUAGAGGAUUUUUGAUUUUUGUAUGGAUUUUCAUGUCGUCACCAAUAUAAUAUAUCACUACUGCAAACUUAGCCACAAGUAGAGCUUU